CUUUGGAGAUCUUGUGGCCUGAUACGGAAAAAUAAGGCACUUGUCGAGAUAUUUUUUGAUAUUGCUGUUGGGAGGGUCGAUCAAAAUAUCCCUCGAUAUACCCAAACGACAUGGCUUUACGAGAAUUACCUUCGACUUUAUGUCGAUUCUCGAGGAGGGAAAUAAGAUCAACACCCGUAUCGAUAGGGAGGAAUUGUCGCAGAUAUGCAUCUGGUGAAGCUUCUGCCGCAAAAGAGAGUCCAGAAGAUUUCCAGGACCUCGAAUCGCAAUCUUCAUUUGCUUCAACAUCUGUACCAAAUGAAGUAAUUGAGACUUAUGACCCUGUAAAGAGGGCACAAGGGCGGAAGAGAGAACUUCCUUCCAGUCGAUACCAAUUUCGAUCACCGAGAUAUUAUCGAGGUCCCCUCCAUCCUCAUCAACCUCCACCAAAAUCAGAUCCAUCCUCUCGAGAAUUCGUCCCUGGUCCAUUCGGUCCCAAUCGUCUCGAACAAACCUACAAAUCAACCAUCUCCCACGACAUCAUGACCAUGGCAUACGUUCAUAAACCACCUGGAACCGUCACAAUUCCUAAAGCCGAUCGUUUAAGAACAUGGGACGAUUCAUCACCAUAUCAUAAAGGCAGACCAAAGAGAGGUCCUCGUGGUGGAGAUGUUUUACGUCUCAUCGAACAAGAUAUUACUUGGCGCAACAUUCCUAAGAUCGAAGAAGUAACUGUUCAUUCGAUGGUUAAGGGUGCGCUUGGAGAUUCCGCAUACAUGCAUGUCGCCGGUAUUUUACUACAAUCAAUUACGGGUGUAAGACCAGAAAUUCACAAAUCAACACAUAACGUUGCACAAUUCGGUAUUCGAAAGGGCAUGCCGGUUUCUUUAACUUGUACUAUGAGAAAUAACGAUGCAUUGGAGUUCCUCGAUAAGUGUAUCAAUGUGGUGUUCCCAAAAAUUAAGGAUUGGCAAGGUGUAAAGGGCUCAACUGGAGAUGGAAGUGGAAACUUGUCAUUUGGUUUUAAUAGAGAAGGAACUAUUUUAUUCCCGGAAGUUCAGGUCAACUACGAUAUGUAUCCACCUAGGUUGAUUCCUGGAUUCCACGUUACAGUCAAAACCACCGCAACAUCCGAUCGUCAUGCCAGACUUUUGCUUAGCGCCAUGGGUGUUCCUUUCUACGGAAAGUUAGUUGAUUAAAUUCGAUCUUUCACAAUAAAGUGUAUAAGACGAUAUAAAUCAUGUGUAAAUAUAGCAUGGAACACAAAAUCACCAUGUGCAACACGCCUGGCUUCAAGUUUUGUUUUGAAUCGCACAAGUGAUCGCUUACAAAGGGGAUAUAAGGUUACUAGAAGAAGUAAUCGAUCCUGUCAUUUGGUUGUCAAGCCCAUAGAAUAACUGAGAGUACCAAGGCGUGAAUGAACACAAUCUCGAGCCUUCGCGCUACCUCCUUACCCCUCGUGAACCUCUAUCCAUCAAUUAUCUCAAUCCCUCAGAAUUUCUCUACCACUACGCUGCACCACUCCAGCCUUCACAGGGAUAAGAUGAAAGCAACACCUGAAAUAUGCACAUAAUUCAAUUUUCGAUAUUCAACAAGUCAAACUAUGAAUCGAAUUUUCAGGAGUCUCUGACACUUAAUGAUUAAUUUUAUUAUAUUCCGCUUUCUACAUCCACAGGUUGUGGAGUCAAAUUAUAUACAAAAAC
Molecule: messenger RNA, 1682 nt
Organism: Botrytis byssoidea
Lineage: Eukaryota; Fungi; Ascomycota; Leotiomycetes; Helotiales; Sclerotiniaceae
Exons: 4
Coding region: 111-1178 (355 amino acids)
Biological process (GO): translation
Cellular component (GO): ribosome; cytosolic large ribosomal subunit
Molecular function (GO): structural constituent of ribosome; RNA binding
Source: RefSeq, a predicted model, not a curated record